Messenger RNA from Penicillium subrubescens, 597 nucleotides. RefSeq lists its product as uncharacterized. The record is from RefSeq and is a predicted model, not a curated record. The coding region runs from base 1 to 597 and encodes 198 amino acids. The transcript is spliced from 2 exons. NCBI's taxonomy places the organism in Eukaryota, Fungi, Ascomycota, Eurotiomycetes, Eurotiales, Aspergillaceae.
AUGUAUGAAGAAAUCCUGACAAUUUACAACUACAACCGCAGAGUGGAUUUUGCGUUGAGUGAUCGCUCUUUGAUGAACUACAAACCCCAAAAUCGGAAUCGAUCCGGAAUACAUUGGACAACUCAGUCAUCAAAGCGCCAGAUACUUCACAUCGUCCCACAGCCCAGAGAGGCCAGACUACCGCAAGGGGUUGAGAGCGACCCUCGAUCGAUCGUUCUCUACGGCCUCAGUGCCGGUGGUAUGUUAACGUACCACACGGCCGCACUGAACGAGAAAGUCAAGGGCAUUGUGGGCAUGACAUUCUUGGACCAACGCAUCCAACAAGUUCGCGAUGAGACAGCGAGGAAUCCUUUCAUGAGCAGGGUUGGAGUCCUUAUGGCCGGACUUAGUGAUAUCCCGCUGUUGAGAUCAUUUUCCCUUCCGAUGUCGCUCGCGAGCAAGAUGUCCACCUUGGUCAACCACCCGGCUGCGUUGAAGGUCUUCAUGGCAGAUCGGUCUUCUGCGGCUUCUUGGGCUCCGAUGCACUUCUUGUCAUCGUACUCGUCAAAUAGCCAGCCCCUGAGCCUGAGAACUUUGAUGUCUGUCCUAUUCUCCUGA